UUUUAUUUCAAUAUUUCGGUAUUCCCUAAAACAAGAAGCGGAAGACGAGACUCUUCCUAGCCCUGCUAGCAAUUCGCAUCCGCCGCCACCACCUCCUCCUCCCCAAUCGCCGUCGAUCUCCCUUCCGCUGCCUCAUUUCUCGACACAUCCUCCGGGAGCUGAUUGUGAUCAUUCCGAACACCUUUGAACAAGUGCGGAGAAUAGUUAAUUUGCCUAUCUCCUACAAGAUCCGUUGGCUCACUUUACCAAAUUUGACUCAUGGGCACCCCGGAAACAUCUAGAGAACCUUGCCCAGACCGUAUCUUUGAUGACGUAGGUGGAGCUUUUGGGAUGGGUGCUGUUGGUGGUGGAGCUUUCCAUUUCCUGAAAGGACUCUAUAACUCACCUAAAGGUGAGCGUUUGAUUGGGGGUACUCAAGCAGUCCGCAUGAAUGCUCCUCGUGUUGGUGGUAGUUUUGCCGUAUGGGGUGGGCUUUUUUCCACCUUCGACUGCACAAUGGUCUACAUGAGGCAGAAAGAGGAUCCUUGGAACUCGAUCAUAGCAGGUGCAGCAACUGGCGGCUUUCUGCAGAUGCGUCAGGGAAUGGGUGCUGCUUCACGAUCUGCAUUGUUUGGUGGUGUUUUACUUGCUUUGAUCGAAGGAGCUGGGAUAAUGUUAAACAAAGUUAUGAGUGCACAACAGAACUUCCCUCCGAUGGAAGACCCUGUUCCGAAUGUGGCUGGUAUGCCUGGACACCCCAUGGGGCAAAUGCCUGGUCAACCUUCAGUAAAUAUUGAGAGCAUGGACGCAGGAUCUUCUUCUUCGUCACCAUCACCUUCUUCAUGGUUUGGAGGCCUUUUUGGCGGAAAGGAGGAGACAACUUCUAGUGAUGGAAGCAAGACAAAGGUUUUAGAGAGCUUUGAUGCUCCAACUCCUCCAUCAUUCGAGUACAAAUGAAGAGAGGACUAUCUGGAUUAUCUGCUAAUGGCAACCGGGUUUCAACAUUGAGAUAUACUUGAGUUUGGAGAUUGAUGAUAAUAAAGCUCCUUCGCAGUUUUUUGUUGGUAUUGACAGUCUAUUGUUGCCCCUUCAGAGGCAUUUUAUAGUUGGAUUUAGAAUGAGCCUUUUGUCUGAGGAACUUGACACUCUUUAAUUCGUCUAUUAGAUUCUUGUAGUUGCCAUAGUUGCCUGAAAGUUUAAGACAUGAUUGGAUCCUACUGCAGGGAAAUUUAGGGCAUGUUGCCCCAAUUUUGUUCACAAA
This is a messenger RNA of Salvia hispanica, 1240 nucleotides long. The record is from RefSeq and is a predicted model, not a curated record. NCBI's taxonomy places the organism in Eukaryota, Viridiplantae, Streptophyta, Magnoliopsida, Lamiales, Lamiaceae.